Rangifer tarandus platyrhynchus (Svalbard reindeer) is the source of this 429-nucleotide messenger RNA. Lineage: Eukaryota; Metazoa; Chordata; Mammalia; Artiodactyla; Cervidae. The record is from the annotation of a GenBank genome assembly.
AUGUUUCUGGUGGUCCAGGAGCUUCUCCCUCCUCCUGCCUCCCGUGCCCUUACUCAGGAGCCUUCAGGGGUCCCUCAGAGCCUACGCCAUCAAAUCCAGAACCUUUGUCCAGUCUCAAGGCUGGACUUUUCACAACCAGAAUCCCACACCCCGUUUCACCCUCACACUCCUUCUCCUGGCUUUUCAUUUGCUGGGCGCCAUACCCACUGUUGUUUCCUUCACAUUCCCAUCUCUGCUCUUGUGCUGGUCGGCUCCCUCAUGGAACAGGGGUCAUUUUCCAGCCAAGUAUCCCCUCACCCUUGUUAUGUAACUGAGUCCUACCUGCUCUGGGAAACGCUCCAGGGGCACUCUGCCCUGUGCUUUGAGUGGUGUUUGGGUGGGGCACGGGUCUUUGGCCAGCUUUGGCCUUAUGUUUCCCUGGCACAGUGA